Geodia barretti is the source of this 1224-nucleotide messenger RNA. Lineage: Eukaryota; Metazoa; Porifera; Demospongiae; Tetractinellida; Geodiidae. The record is from the annotation of a GenBank genome assembly.
CUGCUGGGCCUCGACUUGCGACCCCGAGCCGGCCAGCGGGGCCGGUCCCGGGAUGGAGGUCGUCAAGGCUGCUGCUCAACUCGCGGCCCUCGACGGAAGUCGGUGAGUACCGAGACCCCCGAGGCACUGUCGGCGGCCUUGGCGAGCACCUCCGGCCUGGCGCGGCUCUUCGCAGCGGCCGGGCACCGGCUGUACCUCGUGGGCGGCGUCGUGCGCGAGGCUGUCGCCGGGCGGUUCAUCGCUGGUGCCGAUCUGGACUGCACCACCGAUGCUCGCCCCCCGGCGGUGCGGCGGAUCGUCGGUGGUGUGGCGACGUCGCUGUGGACCCAGGGAGAAGCGUUCGGCACGAUCGGCUGCGUGGUGGACGGGCAGGCCUUCGAGAUAACCACCCACCGCGCCGAGCGCUACGACCCGCACUCGCGCCAGCCCGUCGUAGCUUUCGGCGACGAUGUGGAGCAGGACCUCGCGCGCCGCGACUUCACGGUCAACGCGAUGGCCGUCGACACCUCCGACGGGAGCCUGCUCGAUCCCCACGGCGGGCGUCGGGAUCUGGAGGCCCGGGUGCUGCGCACCCCGCUCGACCCCGCGGUCUCCUUCGGAGACGAUCCGCUGCGCAUGCUGCGGGCGGCGCGCUUCGUCGCCAGCCACGGGCUUGUGCCCGACGAUGCGGUGGUCGAGGCGGUCAGGGCCAUGGGGGAGCGGCUGCAGAUCGUCUCGGUCGAGAGGACCCGCGACGAGUUCGAGAAGUUGCUGCUGCUCGACGACCCCUCCGAGGGCUUCCGCUUCCUGUUCCGCACCGGGCUCAUCGAGCGGGUGCUGCCGCGGGUUGCUGGCCGCGAUCCCACGGCGCUGGGCCGGGUCACGGCCGCAGUGGCCGCCGAGCCGGCGGCCCGCUGGGCGUCGCUGUUCGUGCAGGACUCUGCGGAGGCGGCUGGCGCUGAGCUGAGGGGUCUGCGCUGCUCGACGUCGCUCGCGUCUGGCGCGGCCGGAUUGCUGGAGGCCCGAGAGCUGCUCCAAGGGGCUGGCACCGGCGCGGCCGAAAUCCGCCGACUCGUGCACGCAUGCCCGGUGCCGGUAGAUGCCGCUCUUGACUUUGCCCGCGCCGUGGCGGCCGCCGCCGGUGAGUCCGACGAGCGGCUGAGCGGCUUUGCUGCGGCUCUGAGCGAACUGCGCCGCCACGAGGACGUUGACGGUCCCGCGCUCCUGUCGACGGCCGCGGCGUGA